AUGUCUCUGCGACUUGGAAGUGUUAGUUCAGUUUGUUCAACAGCUUUUGAUCCAAAUGAAAUUCCCAUAUCUAUAGAUCAUGUGGAAACAGCCAGAUUUCUGUUGGACUUUCUGAGUGACAUCUCAUCAAAACCAGAACUCAGUGAAGGGCCUUUGGUAGUAUAUGCAGUUCAACGAUAUGAAAAAUACUGGCUGCCUUUGGUGGCAAAGCAUUCAGACCGUUUGUUGCCAGCACCUCUUGACAUAGAGUGGGUGUGGCACUGUCAUAUGUUGUGUCCUGAGGCAUACCAUCUAGACUGCAACAAUAUUGUCGGGAAAUUAAUCGACCAUCAUGUGAUAGACAGAAACCAGCGAAAGGAACUGUUAAAAGAAUCAGAAAGAUUUUGGAAAAAUGAAUAUGCUGAUGUGCCUUUUUCUACUUGUGACGCUUUUGCUGCGCGGUUUGAUCAAGACUUUGUUUCGGCCUUGAAAUACAACUUAGUACAAGCUAUUUCCAGACAGAAGACAUUUUACUAUCAGGUUAGUCUUCCUCACUACCGAGACGAAAAGUUCUUGAACAUUGCUUUAAUGCGCUACAAGAAAUUUCUAUUUUUAAAGUGCCACAACCCAGGAGUUUUUCUAGUUCCUUGUUAUGACAGUGAUCUCUUGUGGCACGCACAUCUACUUCAUCCAUUCAUCUACAAAAGUGACACUGAGGCAUAUCUAGGUUACUUGCUGCCUCACGAUGACUCGGUCAAUGACCGAUCAUCAGGUUCAAAACUUUCUUUGGCUGAAGCUAAAACUCGGAAUUUAUGGAGGAAAGUUUUUAAUGAAAAAUUUUCCCAUUUUGGGGCAAUGUAUCGAGGUGACCCACCAUAUUCAAGUCUCAGUCCUAUGAGUAAAGAAGAUGUGUACAGGAUCUGCACUAAACAAGCAGAUUGGGGAAAAACCUAUAAACUGAAGCUGUGCUAUAACACUGGCUAUCAAAAUUUCAAUCGCUGUUUGUUUGUGACAGAAAACAUUGCCACUCUCAAGGGAAACUCUCGGACGUUUGAAGAUAGCACUGUUGAUGCCCACUUUCAGUUUGACACUCGUUACAAUGAUAAAUUAAUUGCUAGCCUUCAAAUGAAAUCAGGAAAACUUUGCCUUGGAACCAGUGAUAUAGUUGGCGAGGGAAGAAUUGAUCUUCAGAAGAAGAUACAGCCCUUGAACAACAAAGGACUCUCAGCGAAUGAUGACAUUGAUUGUGGGGAUGGAUUAUCAAUUGGAGUGGUGUGGAGUUGUUCGGCCCCAACGUUAGGUCCUUGCAUGCUGCGACUGGAGCCAGGUGACUACCAAAGCUUUAUGAUGCCAGAAGACAGAGAGUCUCUCUGGGGCCCAGUUCCACUGCCACGCCUGCCUCCUGGCACUGAAAGCAUGUGCUCUGUCGCCGUGCAUAAAUUGUUUAACCACACCAGAAGAGUUGUGUUCACAGUGCGGAUGAUCCACAGUGAGCCGUUACUGAUGUCAGCAAUACAUGUGUACUACGGGGACAAGCUGAUGGCACUGGCCCAUCUUGUUGUUGGAGACCAACUUCCACUUCCAACCUCAGUUAGUGACACCAAGAAAAGUGUCACCUUAAACCCCAAAGAAGGUCAGAGGGCAGUCAUUAUCAAGAAUCACAAAGGUGACUGGGGAAUAGCAGUUGGCUGGUGGGAUGGCUUUCAGAGAAGGUUGCAAGGCAGAAGAGGAUCUUGCAGUGAGGGACACCUGGAAGUGAAGUUCUUUCAUCUUCCGAACAAUCGUUGGCAUUAUGUUUCUUUCGAGCGUCUGUAUUCCCUGGCUACAUCCAAGUUUGAAAUUGGUGACUGUGUUGUUGAGUUUGACAUUGGAUUCAUUGAAAUUAAUUCCCAAAGUGCAGAAAUUGCUGAAAAUCUGGCCCUUAUUUUCAGUGUUGCCUUGAUCCAUGUGCUGUGUCAGCCUCGUCCAAUUAACUGGGCUCCCAAAUUGACCUGGGCCAAGUCUGAUGAAGAGGCGUUGCCAAAGCUAGGUGGCUCUGAGGAGAUUGCACUUCUGUUAGCUGCGGGAGUGCUUGUUGCAACACCUUGCAAUCAUUCUAUACGCAACUUAUUCAAGAAUAAAAAACAAACAUUCGGAGAAGGGACAAGUUCUAAACGGGAAAGUCAGAGGGAAAGUGAUGAUCAAUAUGAACAAAGCAGCAGCUCUUCUGUGGUUUUGCAUGAAGCUGAAGUGAGUGCAGGGUGGGCUGAGGAGUGGGCUGAGAGUGGCAACAUGGUGAAUGUUGAUGCUCCAGACACUCCCUCUGUAGUUGGAGGCCCAUUGACUGUCAUACAAGAACAAGUUGAUGUCGAAAGUGAGGAAGCUAUAGAACAAAGUGCACAUGAUAGUAGCAAAGCUCUUAAUAGAGUUGAUCAUAAACAAGUAGAUCAAGACAUUGCUAGAAGUGCUGUGCUGCUUACAAUUAAUGAGUCAGAGGAGGUUAGGGAUAAAGUCUUUUUGCCAAACUUUGAUACAUCAAAAACUGAUAUGCAGGAAAGUGUUGCUCCGGAGGAGAUAGCAGAAGAGGCAGAUGAAGAUGAGGCUGCAUCAGAUCAACAGAGUGAGGGGGUGUUUGAGGUGGAGGAGUGCAGCCUCGGCGCAGAAAGUCAGGCUGAGGUUUUUGGUGAUGGAGAGGAUGACAGUGAUGAAGUGGAACUGGAUGAAACGGAUGAGAAUUGUCUAGGACCAAUCAGCUCAGGGGAAGACAGUGUGUUUGUGUUCAGUCAGAGCCUGGAGAGUAACCUACCAAAGAGCUUUCCCAGCCCCUUGGAGCCAAACUUUCCCAGCCCUCUGGAGUCAAACGGUGGCUUUGUGAAUGAUGUGGACAGUUACUAUGAUGAGUUCUACAAUAUGAGUGGUGAUGAAACUGUCAAUGGGUUUGACAGAAGUGACAGCACUGUGGUUAACCAUAGUGUCAGAGAAGGGAGGAAUCUACAGCAUUCCAACGAUGCUGAUGCCAAGAAUCUCACAGAUGAGUCCAGGUCUAGUUCUAGAGCUUCUGGAUCCAGCAAGGUUAAAGAAAUAGCACAUCCUGUAAGUGAGCGACCCGGACAUCGUAAAAAACGAGUCGAGAAAGAAGCCUUAUUAGGCCGAUCAAGCAGCUGCAACUGGCCGUGUAAUGCCUCUGGUCUGCUGGGUGGCAGCAGGGAUCAUUAUGGAGAUGGCAAGCUUGUUCCAAAUGAUAGAGGACAUGAUGGUUUUGGCUGCGUCAGACGAAGCGAGAUUGAAGGUACCGAAGAUGGUGGUUGUUUUAAUGGAAGUAGAGGAUGUGUUAAUGGAAAUAGUAUUAGAAGAUGA
This is a messenger RNA of Candidula unifasciata, 3315 nucleotides long. NCBI's taxonomy places the organism in Eukaryota, Metazoa, Mollusca, Gastropoda, Stylommatophora, Geomitridae. The record is from the annotation of a GenBank genome assembly.